This is a messenger RNA of Thamnophis elegans (Western terrestrial garter snake), 3745 nucleotides long. It is a transcript of the gene CC2D1A, whose product is annotated as coiled-coil and C2 domain containing 1A. Gene Ontology annotation, molecular function: RNA polymerase II cis-regulatory region sequence-specific DNA binding; DNA-binding transcription repressor activity, RNA polymerase II-specific. Bases 121 to 3144 code for a protein of 1007 amino acids. The record is from RefSeq and is a predicted model, not a curated record. Gene Ontology annotation, cellular component: nucleus. Lineage: Eukaryota; Metazoa; Chordata; Lepidosauria; Squamata; Natricidae. Gene Ontology annotation, biological process: regulation of transcription by RNA polymerase II. The transcript has 30 exons.
CACAUCAAGGCAAGGGAGCCGUAAAGCCAAGCGCGGUGUCGCGGGAGGCUUCGGGAGAGAAAGCAGGAAAUCCAUUUGUCUGAUGCUAACUUGCACUUACUGAGGGCAGAAUAAAGGAAAAUGAAGAAGAACAGGAAGCCGCCACCUCCACCAGGAGGCAAGGGGACUGCUGCAGCCAGACAAAUGGGUUUGCUGUUGGAUUUCUCUCCUGAAAACAUGAUGGCUAGCAAUGAACAGGAUGAUCACGAACUGGAAGCUGAAUUGCUGGCCAUUGUUGGAGGCCAACCAGAUCCCAAACAAAAGCCAAAUGGAAAAACUCCUUUGCCAAUGGAAGCGAUUGAAAAAAUGGCUGCCCUCUGUAUGAAGGACCUUGAUGAAGAGGAUGGGGUAGAAGAGGAAGAUUUAGAAGAUGAUGAUGAACUAAUGGCUGAACUAACAGAAGUACUUGAAGAAGAUGAUAGGAUCCCAGAUGCUGUGGUACCCAUUGCUACUAAGGAACACAGUGCUCCCGCUGCCUCCGGCACAUCUGAAUCCAUUUUGCUGGAAAGACUGGCUAUGUACAAGGUUGCUAUUGCUAAUGCGAAACAAGCUGGGGAAAGUUCCAAAAUGCGCCGCUACGAAAGAGGCCUCAAAACUCUAGAAAACCUAUUGACCUCUGUAAGGAAAGGCAAAAAGAUCGAUGAAGAUGAGAUUCCUCCACCAGUAGCUACAGGAAAGAGUAGUAAUUGUCCGCAGGCUGCUUCUUCGAAGACCACUCCAGCCUCACAACCCUCCACACCAGAAGAAAGUGAAGUGUUAACCAACGUCUUUGCUCCAGAGUCACCAGCUACAGCUCCUGAACAUCCACCAUCUAAAUCAUCCCCUGGGAGGUCACAGCUGCCUCCCAAAAUCCCACCACCAAAGCUUCCAAAACCAAAGAUUUCUCCAACGACCGGUCCACCACUCAAUUCCUCAGAAACACCACUGGAAACAUCUGCCCCAACAGCAUCUUCCCUUUCACCAGAUGCGCCAAACUCCAGCACUCAAACUGCCCUCCAAGCCAGAAUACGGGAAUAUAAACUGGCAGCCCUGCGUUCUAAGCAAGAAGGUGACAUUGAAAUGGCCACCAAAUAUUAUCGCCUGGCAAAGAGUUUUGAGCCUAUUUUAGAGUCUCUUGAUAAAGGAGAACCUGUGGAUCUCAGCAAUCUGCCGCCAGCUCCAGAUCAGUUACCCAAGGAGAUGUUAUCUUCACCUGUACAACACACUCCGGUGGCAACAGCCACACCCCUUGCUCAAGCAGUCAGUCAUCCAGCCCAAGGAGUCUCAAGGACAGCAGAGCAGCCAGCACCCCCUCGAGAUAUGAUGGAGGCCUUGCAGCAGAGGAUGGACAGAUACAAGGCGGCGGCUGCCCAGGCAAAGAGCAAAGGAGAGGACAGGAAGGCCAGAAUGCACGAACGGAUCGUGAAGCAAUAUCAAGAGGCCAUCAAAUCUCAUAAAGCCGGGAAACCUGUGGAGUUUGCUGAUCUUCCUGUGCCACCAGGUUUCCCACCUAUUCAAGGAAUGGAAUCUUUGCCAGGAGAUCAGAGUUUGGGAGGGAUUCUUGAAACGGCGAUGAAACUAGCAAACGAGGAUGAAGAUGCAGAAGAGACCAAAAAGCCCGACUCCUCUCUGGCAUCAUCCAAGCUGGCUCCCUCAGUCCAGCCGAAACUGCCCCAUCAGCCAGGCCCACAAGCUGCCCUUGCGAAACCAGCGCCCACUGCUAAAAGUGCCCCAAAGAAUAUUGGAAAAGCUCAACAGCAGCUGACCUUCUUAGAAAACCGGAGGAAGCAAUUGAAACAGGCAGCUCUCCGAGCAAAGCAGCGGAAUGACAUUGAGGGAGCCAAGCUGCUCUUAUGCCAGGCCAAAGGGCUGGACCCCAUGAUUGAGGCAUCACAAAGUGGGCUCCCUGUCGACAUAAGUAAGGUGCCCCCGGCUCCCGUGAACAAGGAAGAAUUCAUGCUUGUGCAGCGGGGUGGAGGCAACAUUUCCCCAGCAACAACUGCCCAGUACACUGAGCUUGUGAAGCUAAUGAGGCAACAGCACGAGAUGUGCAUCAGUUACUCAAAGCAGUUCACCCAUUUAGGGAACAUCACAGAAACCGUCAAAUUUGAGAAGAUGGCUGAAGACUGCAAGAAAAAUAUGGAGAUCUUAAAACAAGCGCACGCCAAAGGAUUUCCACUUCCAAAAUACCAUUACGAGCAGCGGACUUUCAGUAUGAUCAAGAUCUUUCCAGAAUUAAACAGCAACGAUAUGAUUCUUUCAAUAGUGAAAGGAAUCAACCUCCCAGCUCCCCCAGGCAUAUCUCCUGAUGAUUUGGAUGCUUUUGUGCGUUUUGAGUUUCCCUAUCCUAAUGUGGAAGAAGCUCAGAAAGAUAAGACAAGCGUGAUCAAAAACUCCAACUGUCCUGAGUUCCAAGAGAAGUUCAAACUCUACAUUAACCGGAGCCAUCGGGGAUUCAAGAGAGCCAUUCAGUCCAAAGGCAUCAAAUUUGAAGUUGUCCAUAAAGGGGGGCUGUUCAAAAAUGACCGUGUGGUGGGAACAGCUCAACUGAAGUUGGAAGCCCUGGAGGCCAAGUGUGAGCUUCGAGAGAUUUUGGAACUUUUGGAUGGCCGACGACCCACAGGAGGCAGGUUAGAAGUGAUUGUCCGUCUCAGAGAACCACUGACAUCUCAGCAGCUGGAAACCACAACGGAGAAGUGGCUGGUCAUUGAUCCCCUCACUGGGCCGCCAGCUGCCUUUUCAAAAUCCAAGCCAGCAGUGGCUCCUGUGAAAGAUGCAGGAAGUAGCAAGCCGGCCUAUUCUCUGCAAAGCUUCAGCAUAUUAACUUCUGACAAGGAGAGGCUGGAGAAGAAGAUAGCGAUGUACAAUCAAGCUGGUCAGCCUCCACCCAGGGACCUGGUAGAGCAGCAUCAAAGCAUCAUUCAGAAGAUCAACUGGCAAAAGUCCCAGCUACAGCACGGAGGAGCUGCCAUCAUGAAAGAAUAUCUGGCUCAAUUGGAGCAAUACCUCCAAUGGUACACAGAGGCAGCACGGCGCCUUGGAAAUGAUGGAAAACGGGAGGCAGCUAAGGAUGCCCUUUACAAGCGCAAUCUGGUGGAAAGGGAGCUGCAGAAGUUCCGGAAAUGAAGCAAAAGCAUUUAUCUAUCCAAGCAACAAUGCUUUCAAGCACGGUCUUUUCACUGUUACAGGUGAAGGGGUAGUGGAAAGACCAAAAUGCGUAGGCUGUAUGCUGAUGGAUCAGUCAUGCCACAGACCGAUUCUUGAUUAAUUGACUUUGCAGAGAAUUCUUCCUAGGCUUCACCAUAAGUACAUUGUAACCCCAAUGACCUGAAGAGAGACAAUCCAUGUGACAGGUGCCUUAUUAGCUACAUCCACCACUCCUUCCUUCCUUUUGCACUAAGCAUUUUGCACAUGCUCUGUUUUUUUAAAAAUUGGGAUUCCAAUUUUUAAAUCUACCUUGUAUACCGGUUGAAGUACAAGUCCCAUUCACAUGGUCUUUCUCCCCUGACCAGGGUAUUUAAAUGGUUUUAGGUGUGUAAUGUAGAGAUCCAUUGCAGUGAUGGGAGAUUCCAGAACAUCCCAAAUUAACUUGAGGUGGCCCAGUUUGGAAUUUGGCACUUUCAGUGUGUUUAACGAGGUUAUUCCAGAAGCCAUAGAGCAGUGUUUCUCAACCUUGGCAACUUGAAGAUGUCUGGACUUCAACUCCCAGAAUUCCCCAGCCAGCAUU